Clonostachys rhizophaga is the source of this 1626-nucleotide messenger RNA. Lineage: Eukaryota; Fungi; Ascomycota; Sordariomycetes; Hypocreales; Bionectriaceae. The record is from the annotation of a GenBank genome assembly.
AUGCGCCUCCUAGACGCAGAGACGUAUCUUUUGAAGGACUCGCAUGACCACCUUCAGGCCGAACCUUAUGCCAUUCUGUCGCACACCUGGACUGAUCACGAGAUAACCUUCAAAGACCUUGCAACCAACGGCAGCCAGGAAAAGCUGAGGGCAGAUGUCAAGAUUUCGGGGUGUUGUAAGAAGGCGUCAGCCCAUGGCCUAAACUAUGUCUGGAUCGACACCAUCUGCAUCGACAAGAGUAGCAGUGCCGAGCUGUCCGAGGCCAUCAACUCCAUGUACGAAUGGUACUCGGGCGCGGCUGUCUGUUAUGCUUACCUCUUAGAUGUCAGCUCCAGCGACCCCAACGUACGUGAGUCAGAGUUACGUCGGAGCAGGUGGUUCACGAGAGCAUGGACCCUCCAGGAGCUGCUGGCGCCCCGCGAGGUUGUAUUCUACGACUCCAGCUGGCGGAGGAUCGGACGCAAGGUCAAAUCCCGUCCAGGUGAGGACUUCCACCUCAAGCCUUUUGAUCAGUUGCUCGGGGAUAUCAGUGGGAUAAGCACAAAUUACCUUGUCGCCUCCGCAUCCAUCGAGAGAGCCGAAGUGGCUAUGAAGAUGCGAUGGGCGGCCCGCCGACAAGCAACUAGGAGAGAAGAUGUAGCCUACUCUCUAAUGGGUAUUUUCGGUGUCAACAUGGCUAUGCUCUAUGGAGAAGGCGAUAAAGCCUUCACCAGACUCCAGGAACAGAUAAUUGCCAACUCGGACGACGAAACGAUAUUUGCGUGGUCCCAUCUGCCGAAUGGCAGGCACAGCCAUAGUCUCUUGGCCGAGAGCCCCGCGGAUUUCGAAAACUCAAUGAACGUGUAUGGAGACAGCUCACUCUCAAGCCAGCCGCAAUUCUCUUCCCAUUAUUCAUUGACCAAUAAAGGUCUCCUCAUUGAGCGGCAAAUGUUGGCCUUGCCCGAGCCAUUUGGGGGCUUUCUGUUGCUUCUGGGAUGCGCAUAUAACCCAUAUGGAGCACGGCCUAUCAUUCCCGAUCUGCCAGUCGCCGUGUUGCCUCUGAUGCCCUCGACUGCAUCCAGAACGACCCACGGUCAACUGCAAAGACCUAGCGGUGUUGCAGUAGUGGGCAUCCGGCGGAGGUACAUCCGAAACAGGACGAUGAAAGUUUACAUUGCAAAAUCAGUGUCCAGCCAUCCCGCUUUUGGACAUCGCGGGCUGCGCUUAUCGACCAAGAGCGGUGUGCUGACAGCAGACCUUCAUCUCCUCGAAUCGUAUCCCUUGUCUUGGGAGGUCCGUCUUGAUAAUGACGCUUUUGUCCGGCCCCUCCAAGACACUGCGAGCUCACACGGCGAGAAAUCCCAACAGAGGCUUCUGCUGCGCGUGAGAGGUUCUAACAAUGUCGACUACGUAGUGAGCCUCGAGUAUGCGUUUACCUCUGAACGCCCGAUCUCACUGGGCUUUGAUAUCACCAAAAUGCAUGGGCAUCCGUCGUUGGCGGACCUGAUCCUUGAGAAACACGGCAAUGUACUGCGCGGAACAAACAACUCGCAUGCUACCUCGGAGGACGGAUGUGUCAGCCUGGGCUUGGAUAAAACUGAUCCGCACUCCUGGAUUCUGAGGUUUCAUACGAGAAACGAGAGCUGA